CAGCUGGGCCUGAACCCGCUCGGGGAAGCCAGUGUGGGGCCGACUGUUUUUUAGGCAAAAGCAAAAGGCGGGCGUCAGGCUGCCUCCCCAGGCUCUCCUUACUUGCAAUUCCUUCCGCUUGGCUGAAUUGGGAGUCGCGAUCUCCAGCACAGGAUGUGCCACAGUUUGUCCUACCUGCAAAGCAGGAUCCAGGACCUGCUGAGGGGAAGAGUCAUUCAUUGGGCCCUUCAACAGCCCAACUUCAAAAGCUUACUUCCAUUAACCAUCCAUUGACACCACACAGACUCCAAGUCUCUGAAUUGUGCUUGACAACAACAUGGAGAUGAUUUUGCCUGUACCUGGACCAAUGAGGGGCCAGACAGGGGUCGCUAGAAUACAGAGCAGGAGCCUCUGUACUGGCCAUCUUGAGCGGUUGAAACCAACUGGCACCUUCCUGCUCCUGACCGCACUGAACCGCACCGCAGCACGCCACAGCACACUGCAGAUCUAGGCGGGUCAGAGACAGUGCACCCCAGCGCCCAUCAUGUCUGGGCAAAGGAGCCGUGGGGGGUCUUCCGAUCACCAGAGGCGGACCCGCAACCGCAGCCGCACCACCAGAGCAGACUUGACCUUCUCUGUGAGCCACCUGGAGCGCCUCCUGCUGGACGGCCACUACACCCAGCGUCUCAGCCCCAACGCCCCCGUGUACCUGGCGGCCAUCAUCCAGUACCUGACGGCCACCGUCCUGGAGCUGGCGGGCAACGAGGCCCAGAAAAUCGGCUGCAGGCGCAUCACCCCAGAGCUGCUGGACAUGGCGAUCCACAACAACGCACUGCUCAGCGGCUUCUUCGAGAACACCACCAUAUCCCUGGCUGCCCCGGGCAGGCAGUAGCUUCCCGACAUGGCCCGGGGUCCCGGGCCCCCACCCCUCCCAGCCCAGGCGGCCUGGCGCCUUGGGCAAAGUUAUUGAAAAUAAAGUGUUGA
Molecule: messenger RNA, 963 nt
Organism: Eptesicus fuscus (big brown bat)
Lineage: Eukaryota; Metazoa; Chordata; Mammalia; Chiroptera; Vespertilionidae
Product: histone H2A-Bbd type 2/3-like
Exons: 3
Coding region: 524-871 (115 amino acids)
Cellular component (GO): nucleosome
Molecular function (GO): DNA binding; protein heterodimerization activity; structural constituent of chromatin
Source: RefSeq, a predicted model, not a curated record